UUGCGGGCAGUCUGCUAUUGACUUCUUAUUGUUUUGGUAAACUUCGGGUAAUGUUUUUGUUUUGAUUGUUGUUUGCAAUGGAACGCCGCAACAAUAAUCCGGGAGCAGUGCAAUAUGGCAAUUUCAUGAAUUACUAUCAAUUCAAUUCAGCUAUCGAACGGGUUAAGCUGCUGCCAUCAAAAGAUAUUUGGCAGCCCAAACAAAACGACACGAGGACAGAAAAUGAGCCCUACUUGGUGCUCGACGUGGGCUGCAAUUGUGGCGUUUUCACCCAACUGUUACAAAAGUUCCUUGAGGAACAGUUACAGCGACCAGUGCAUGUGCUUGGCGUGGACAUUGACGAGCGGCUUAUCGAACGAGCGAAAGCGGAAAACACGUGUCUCGACAAGAUCAGCUAUUUUACCGCCGAUGUGCUGAAUGAGGAGCAAUUCGACUCACCUGUGCAGACUUAUUUGGAGCAGCAUCAUCGACAGAAGUUUGAUGCCAUCUGCUGCUACUCGAUUACCAUGUGGAUUCAUCUGAAUCAUCACGACAACGGUCUGCAAUUUUUUCUGCACAAACUGUCCCAAAUGGCAGAGCUGUUUGUGGUGGAGCCGCAGCCGUGGAAAUGCUACCAGACGGCUGAACGGCGUCUGAAAAAAACCGGCGAGGUUUUCCCGCUAUUCCUGGAACUAAAGUGGCGCUCUGAUGUGGAGCAACAGAUUCAGAAAUAUCUUGAGCAAGAGCUGUGCCGCCAGAGCGUUUACGAAUCGACGCCCACCAAGUGGCAGAGAAGGAUUUGUUUUUUCAGAUGAGGUUGAUCAUAGUACAAUAUGUUAACUAGAAUUUAAAAAUAAAAAAUAUUUGUAACUUAUGUUGUGCGCUUUUCGAAUUGGUAUGUUGCAAAAGUAAACAAUAAUCUGUUAUCGCCCGACCGCCACGUAAAAAUGCGGCUAUUAAAAUACCAGACAACACGUUUUUGGUAUAUUCAAUACUUAAUAAUUGGAAAUUGCAAAAAAAAAAAAGUUGUUUUUAAACACGUUUUGCAAAUUUAUCGAAGUGUAACCAGAUGGUAAAUUAUCGAUGCUUCUAUAUUUUGGUAUAUCUCAUCGGCAUUAAAACGUAUAUUAGCAGAUUUGUUGGCGGUCACACACUGACACAUUUUUGCAAUAUGUUGGCGCAGGUUCAGCGAAAACCAACGCGUCUCAACAACUUCUAAGCGAAAAUAACAAUACAAAAAAAAAAAGAAA
Molecule: messenger RNA, 1229 nt
Organism: Drosophila nasuta
Lineage: Eukaryota; Metazoa; Arthropoda; Insecta; Diptera; Drosophilidae
Product: putative RNA methyltransferase CG11342
Exons: 3
Coding region: 78-794 (238 amino acids)
Biological process (GO): negative regulation of pre-miRNA processing
Cellular component (GO): cytoplasm
Molecular function (GO): S-adenosylmethionine-dependent methyltransferase activity; RNA methyltransferase activity; O-methyltransferase activity
Source: RefSeq, a predicted model, not a curated record